AGAAUUGGGUUAAUGUUAGGAAAAUAGUUAAGGUUUGUUCAAAUGCAAAACAAUUCUACUUGACAAGAUGUAUGCCAUCUUGCAAUUACCCAGUUCCACCGCAUGCAGGAGCCUACAUUUCUAGACAAACAAACACAAAACGAGAAAAAAAAAGUAAUUGUAUUGAACAUAGAAACGCGUAAUUUUCAUAUGUUGAUGGGGUGGAGAUGAUGAAUAUGAAGUAGAACAUGACAUUUCCCUUUCAACGACGACUCACCAUCAAGAUUGUAGAUGUGUGUAACGUUAGCUAAACAGCAACACUAUUGUUUUAUCCCAAACACGUCAGAAGCUUCUGCUCGUGUCCAAAUCCAUCGAGGGAACGUCAGCCUUCAAUUGACAUUUCGGGGUGACGUCUACAGCAGGUCUCAUACAAUGGUGGACCAUAACGUUGUGAACAAGCGGCUGCCGAGAAUGGCGGCCUCUCUGCUGAAGCGUUUUCCCUCAGAGGGCGAGCCGGGUAUGGGGAUGCACCACCGGAUCAGCAGCAGCAGUGGUGGGGCCAUGGGGCGAGAUUUCGACUGUGAUGUCGAUGACCCUCUGGGCUUCGACAAAACCCUAUGUAUCGAUGGUGGUGUUUCCAGGAGCCCAAACCUGCUGGGGCCGUUGCUGACAGAAGACUGCAUGCCUGUCGAGAGGUCAUCUUCCCCCAGGCUCCCUCUGCAGGGACACAGGUUGAUGCCAGCUGACCUGGAGGAUUUUAGCGAUGACUGUAAUGGGUACUCUCUCCCUGGCACACCGCCCCGGUCCGAGGGGGACAUCAGCUUCCUCAAACAAGGGGUCCUGGACCAGUUGGACAACCUGGAGAGGAGCCCCAAGAGAGGCAAGCGGGUUGGAGCUGUGUUUCCAGUGGGUUACACAGACUGGCAUAAACAUCGAAUGGCAGCAGUGUGCAGCGAGAGGUUUGAGCGCCUCCUGAGGGAGUGUCCAGAGUUCCAUAGCUGCAAAAGCCACCUGGCUGCCUUUGUCCUAGAGAGAGAGAUGAUUGACACCGGGGGCCAGUCCUGUGAGCGCUAUGAGGUGGUUGCAUUGGGCACAGGCCAGUCGAGCUACAGCGGCUGGCUUUGCUUCAGUGGCACCGUGGUGCAUGACUGUCAUGCCAUCGUCAUCGCCAGACGGGCUCUCCAAAGGUAUUUGUUCAAGCAGCUGCUGCUAUUCUUCAGCCACGACCCCAAGCACAAGGAACGCUCCAUCUACCAGAGCACUACCGACAGCCACCUGCUCCAGCUCAAGCCCCAUAUUUACCUGCACCUCUACACCAACCAGACCCCGAAAGGCGCCGCUCAGUGCAUCCUCAUGAAGUCUCUAAGCAGCAGCUACUCCUCUCUGAAGCUGCAGUGCCACGCCAAGGGCUCCCUGAUUCCUGUGGCCUUCCUCCACCCCAGUGUGUGGGGCGCCCGCGUCUGCUGCAUGUCUGACAGCGACAAGCUGUGCCGCUGGACUGUCACUGGGAUUCAGGGCGCGCUGCUGAGCCACUUCGUCCAACCACUGUACAUCACCAGUGUGGUGCUGGGUGACUCCAGCCAGUACUCAGAGAAGGUGUCGGAGACGAUCAACAAGCGCCUGGGCGAGGGGGGCUGGGAGGAGCUGCUGGCCCCGCCAUUCAGCAGGAAGCGGAUUUUCUUCAUCAGCAGUGAGGGGGUGGGGCCUCCAAUCAGCCCUGCCCACUGCACAGACCUCAGCAUCAACUGGUGCCUCGGGGACGCCAGCAUCGAGGUCCUAGACAGCACCAAUGGCUUCACUGUGGACGGUUCCCCGUUUGUGAGUGGCUCUGGCUUCUCCAGCAGGCUGUGCAAGAGGGCCCUCUACAGUAACUUCCGUAAAAUUGCAACUCUGGGAGGAUACCGCUGCCUACAGGAUCUCCCCACGUACCACAGUGCCAAAGUGGAGGCUCACUCCUACCAGAAUGCCAAGACCGUGGUCAACCAGCAGUUCCUGUCCAACAACGCAGGUCCAUGGAACUCUAAACACCUGGUGGACAGCUUCAGUCCCUGAGCCCCUCAGAGUGGAGGGUGGCACGGGGGACCAUUAAGGGUUUCUUUUGAAGGACAGAAGCGGUUGGAGUCUGUUACUUUCUGCAUUAAAGGUAUUCCCCCUGA
This is a messenger RNA of Oncorhynchus keta (chum salmon), 2135 nucleotides long. RefSeq names its product adenosine deaminase domain containing 2 (gene adad2). Bases 271 to 2031 code for a protein of 586 amino acids. Lineage: Eukaryota; Metazoa; Chordata; Actinopteri; Salmoniformes; Salmonidae. Gene Ontology annotation, cellular component: nucleolus; cytoplasm. Gene Ontology annotation, biological process: adenosine to inosine editing; RNA processing. The transcript is spliced from 9 exons. The record is from RefSeq and is a predicted model, not a curated record. Gene Ontology annotation, molecular function: tRNA-specific adenosine deaminase activity; double-stranded RNA adenosine deaminase activity; double-stranded RNA binding.